Molecule: messenger RNA, 1450 nt
Organism: Cheilinus undulatus (humphead wrasse)
Lineage: Eukaryota; Metazoa; Chordata; Actinopteri; Labriformes; Labridae
Gene: rab3b
Product: RAB3B, member RAS oncogene family
Exons: 5
Coding region: 256-909 (217 amino acids)
Biological process (GO): regulation of exocytosis; protein secretion; protein localization to plasma membrane
Cellular component (GO): synaptic vesicle; endosome; plasma membrane
Molecular function (GO): GTP binding; GTPase activity
Source: RefSeq, a predicted model, not a curated record
GCUGCGUGCGGCGCCGCGGAAAAGAGACGUUUUCCAGCUCAAAAAUUUCCGCUCUGAUCGCCUCAAACGACGCACCGAGGCUCCGGGAACACCUGCACGGACCUCCAGGAAUCAUAGCGGACGCGUUACCGUCGCUGUGAGGAUACAGAAAAGGAGGAUUGUGGGUUUUAUCGCCAUCGCUGAUCUUAUUUUAACCGUGUGUGGAGCACGGACACCGAGCGAGCUGAGAGAGAGCAUCAGAUCCGCCCAGCAGAGAUGGCGAAGGCAGACCAGCGUUUUGGCCAGCGGGAUGGCUCUGAUCAGAACUUUGACUACAUGUUUAAGCUGCUGAUCAUCGGGAACAGCAGCGUCGGAAAAACCUCCUUCCUGUUCCGCUACGCCGACGACUCCUUCAGCAACUCCUUCGUCAGCACGGUGGGCAUCGACUUCAAGGUGAAGACCGUCUACCGCAACGACAAGAGGAUCAAGCUACAGAUCUGGGACACGGCAGGCCAGGAGCGUUACCGCACCAUCACCACGGCCUACUACCGCGGCGCCAUGGGCUUCAUCCUCAUGUAUGACAUCACCAACGAGGAGUCUUUCAACGCCGUCCAGGACUGGGCCACGCAGAUUAAGACGUAUUCGUGGGACAACGCCCAGGUAAUCAUGGUCGGCAACAAGUGUGACAUGGACGAGGAGAGAGUCGUUCCUCCAGAGAAAGGGAAACACCUGGCAGACCAGUUAGGCUUCGAAUACUACGAGGCUAGCGCCAAGGAGAACAUCAAUGUGCGGCAGGUGUUUGAGCGCCUGGUGGACAUCAUCUGCGUGAAGAUGUCGGAGCGUGUGGACGUGGAAGCGCCGGCGGCCCCUGGCACCAAGACCACCAGACUGACCGACAAGCCCGCCCAGCUACCUCAGAAGUGCUGCUGAUCAUCCGCCGCCAUUCCUUCUGCUGCUGUUGACUCGUCUGCUCCUAAAAGCUCUCAAGAAAAAGAAAAAAAAAAAAGGAUAAAUUAUCGUAACAUUCCUCGACUCUCCUUCUCUGCUUCGGUCCAUGUUUGUGAGUGGUCAAUAAUCACUGCGCCUGCUGAGAUUCAACCGUUUUAUUCCCUUUCUGUCCCCUAGUAUCGAAGAUUUACUUGUAUAUAAAUGGAGAGGCAAUGAUGGCACUUUACGCCAGACAGAAUUUAAUUUGGCAUCAUGUAGAGCCACUCAAGGCUGUUUGCUGACUGGUGUUAUUUACUACUAAAAGUCCAAUCAACACCAUGAAGAAGCUCUGUGGAGUUAGACUGAAAUAAUCUUUGUUUUGUUGAAGUAUUAAUCUACAUGAAAAAGAAGGGAAGUUUCCAUUGGCUGAUAAAAUGUUUUGGUUUGUUUACAGCGUGUCCUAACUGCACAUGACAUGUGCUGCCAUCAGCUAAAAUUCUCAGCACUGAUUCCAUUUGUAGUGUCCUGACAGUCUGUAGGCCGU